Molecule: messenger RNA, 700 nt
Organism: Cyanistes caeruleus (blue tit)
Lineage: Eukaryota; Metazoa; Chordata; Aves; Passeriformes; Paridae
Product: phospholipase A2, membrane associated-like
Biological process (GO): arachidonate secretion; negative regulation of T cell proliferation; phospholipid metabolic process
Molecular function (GO): calcium ion binding; phospholipid binding
Source: RefSeq, a predicted model, not a curated record
UACCCCUGCCUGGAGCAAGGUUCAGGGGAUACCCCCUGGCUCUCUGUUCCUGAGCCCAUCCUGUGCCCCCCAGGGCUGCUCCCGGCUGGCACCAGCGUCCUGGAGCUGGAGAGGAUGAUCAGGGUGGCCACGGGCAGGAGUGCCCUGCUGUCCUACAGCUGGUACGGCUGUUUCUGCGGCAUCGGGGGCUCCGGGACCCCCGUGGAUCCCACUGACAGGUGCUGCCAAGCCCACGAUUGCUGCUACAGGAGGCUGAGGGAGGGCAGGUGCAGCCCCCUGCUCACCCCCUACAGCUUCACCUCCUCCAACGGGAGCAUCACCUGCAGUGAUGAGCAGAGCUGGUGCGAGAGAGAGACCUGUGUGUGUGACAGCACCGUGGCCUCGUGCUUCGCCAGCACCCUGCACUCCUACAACAAUUCCUACCGCUUCUACUUCAAACUCAAAUGCCAAGGAAGUAAACUCCAGUGCUGAGGAGAAGGAAUCUGCACACAAAAUUCCAGAUUUGGGCUGGUUUUCCCCAGCAAAUGGGGCUCGGAAAAGGUAGAGCUGCCUGUGAGGUGCUGCUCAGAACGAGCACCACAGAUGGAGACCCAGCAGUUCCUGGAAAGCCACAGCAGCUUCCUCUUUUUGUCCCUUCCUCCUCUCUUGAUUUCAUUUCCCAGCAGAUAAUAAUGAUACAAUAAAAGGGAUGUAAAUUGGU